Messenger RNA from Lycium ferocissimum, 4044 nucleotides. RefSeq lists its product as uncharacterized. The coding region runs from base 343 to 1461 and encodes 372 amino acids. The record is from RefSeq and is a predicted model, not a curated record. The transcript has 2 exons. NCBI's taxonomy places the organism in Eukaryota, Viridiplantae, Streptophyta, Magnoliopsida, Solanales, Solanaceae.
UCCGGGCCCGGCAUGAACAAAAUUAUAUUAUUCUGUAGUAUACACUAUUUGAAACUUUAAAUUAAUCAUUUUUUGCCUACCUAAGAAAAAUUUAAAGAAAAGUGAAGAUGUUAAAAAUGGUUCAUGUACUAUGAUGAAUAUUUACUGACCCUAAGCAUAAUUUGAAAAUAGUUAAAAGUAAUAAAAUAACUUAAUCAUGUCAUUUCUCGGCUACCGUUGGUACAAUUAUAAAUAAUAAAAUAUAUAGAUAUUAAUUAUUAAUAAGCAAUCUCUUGCUUUCUCUCUCUAGGAAUGCUUUCUCUCUCAGCGCAAGUUAGCAGGCUUGCUUAACCUGCGCCAACCAUGGGUAAGAGAGCUCGUAUUCCGACAGAGAAGGCAGCAAUGGCUCAGGAAAAUGCUAAGAAAGGUGGUGGAGGGAAGAAGAAGAAAGAUAGUCAAGUUCCAGUUCAAAAGGAAGCUUGUAUUGUAGCUGAGGUGGUGAGUGAACAAAAUGGUAGUAAUGGAUUAGAAAUGACGCAGUUGGAAGAACUCCAGAUCGUAGAACAUUUGGAGGAGAGUCCGAUGCCGACUGAAACUAUAAUUGAGACAACAAUUCCACUAUCCAUGGGAAAUUCGGAGGUACGCACCCGCGUAGCAGUAAAUAUGGGGAAUAGCGAAUCCAAAACGGAAUCUAGCCGAAGACUGUCCUGGGCAGAUGAAGUGGAGGCUGAAUUAGAAACGAGGCCAUCAGUAUGGGACAACUUCUCUAUCACAAAGAUCUCUAACGCUGGUUUUAAGCUGGAUUAUGUUGCUCCAGAACUUCAUGAAGAGGUACCUGUUUGUGAAAUUGAUUUAGAGAAUAUUAGUUCAGAAAUUCUCUAUUGGAAAAAUGUGAUAGUAUGUUAUGUGCUGGGGGCUCACCCCCCAUUUUCUGUAUUGAAUGGUUUUGUACAAAGGCAGUGGGCCAAGCAUGGUAUUAAUAAGGUGUCGAUGCUGAAAAAUGAAAUUGUCCUGGUUAGGUUUGAAAGUGAGAUAGGGAAGAAUGAGGUACUACAAGGGGGAAUCUAUCACUUUGAUAACAAAUCGUUCAUCGUCAAAGCGUGGAAUCCAGAUAUGGAAUUUAUAAUAGAAGAGUUGUAUACUGUGCCUAUUUGGGUGAAACUACCUGGAUUGGACUUUAAAUACUGGGGUCCUAAACGGCUUAGUAAAAUUGGAAGUCUGAUAGGAAAGCCAUUGAUGGUUGAUCGAAACACUGAAAAGAAGAUAGGUUUAAAUUGUGUCAAAUUAUUGAUAGAGGUGGAUAUAGACACACCUCUUCCUGAGAAGGUUUUCUUUAGGUCUAAGAGGGGGUACUUGUUAGAACAAAAAGUCAGUAUGACUGGAAACCAACACUUUGCAAAUUUUGUAGUAAAUAUGGCCAUAAUGAAGAGGCGUGUAAGAAGAAGAACCCUGCACCCACAACAAAUACAGUCACAGAAGUAGAGAGUAAAGAGGAGGGAGGUCAGGGAACUAAAGUAACAGUUGGUGGUAAUGAAAAGGUCCCAAGCAAAACACCUACAGCAAAAACAGGAGGAGGGGAUCAAGGGGUCCAAAAGGGUGCUAAUAAUAAGAAAGGUGUUCCAGAGGUUCAAAAAAUGGGUGCCAAUAAAAGAGUGGCAACUACUAGGACUCAAUCUGUAGUACAUGGUGUCCCUACUGUGGGGAAGUAUGUCACCCCACGGGUGAGGGAACAGGUUGGACUUGGGUGGGUUACUCCUAUAAAUCCUGUACACAAGCAGCAAGGCAGAGGGACUGAAUAACAGAAUCAACAAGAGCCUCUAGAUAAACCAGGAACAAGUGGUAAAAGGCAAGCUCAGCAAGGUACAAAAGUGGGAGGUAAGUCUAACCCUCCUACUGAUAAUGGAUAGCAUGUUAUGUUGGAAUAUGAGAGGUCUUAAUGGCCCUGAUAAGCAAAGGGAAGUAAAACUCAUUUACAAUAGAGAGUUAGUUGGAAUAGUAGGAUUGGUGGAGACUAAGGUGAAAGUAAGUAAAAUUGAUCAAGUAGCUAGCAAGUUAUUCCAAGGCUGGCAAUAUUUAACAAAUCUUGCAUAUCAUUAUAAUGGUAGAAUCUAUUUGACAUGGAGGCUUGAUCUUUAUCAGAUAUAGUAUGUGAAUGGUAAUGCUCAAGCCAUCACUUGUCAAGGGCUUAAUAAAAGUCUAGACAAGACUUUUUAUAUGACAGUUGUGUAUGGAUACAAUGCUAGGGAAGAAAGAAGGGAGCUCUGGAGUUAUCUGGAGGAUGUGAAGCAGGGUUGUAAUGGGCCUUGGAUACUAAUGGGGGAUUUUAACACAGUGCUAAACAUGAAUGAUAGAUUUGGGGGAAAUCCAAUUUCUGUUCCUGAAGUAGUGGAUUUCAAAAAUUGUGUAGAUACUUUUAAACUAGUGGAACUACAUGCUAAGGGGUGUAGGUACACCUCUAAUGACAAACAAGGGGAAAAUAGGAUGUUUUCAAAAAUUGAUUGGGUGUUAGUGAACAAUGACUGGUUGACUCAAAUGCCUAGCUAUAUUGGAAAUUUUCUAUUGGAAGGAAUUAGUGACCACUGCCCUGUUAAAAUAGAAGUAUUGACUGCUAAACUAAGCAGGAACAAGGCGUUUAAGUAUUGUAAUACAUGGGCCACUCAUCCCAGCUUUCUAGACAGGGUUAGGGAAGUUUGGAAUAAGCAAGUAAGAGAGUGUACCAUGUUUCAAGUAGUGAAGAAAUUGAAAAUGUUUAAAGGGAAACUGAAAGAUCUAAACAAGCAACAUUUCAGAGAUAUUCUAACAAUAGCAGAAGAGGGCAGAUCAUUACUAAGCUCAGUGUGCAACAAGCUCUUCAGAGGAACCCUGGUGACCAGACUCUCCAGAAGAAGGAGAAGGAAAAAAUCCAACAGUUCAGAAGGUCUUCUUACAUAGCUGAAUUAUUUUUGCAACAGAGGAGUAAAGUCACAUGGAUCAAAUUAGGAGAUGAUAACACUAGAUAUUUCUACUCAGUGAUAAAGUACAAGAGGCUACAACAAGUUGUUACUCAGCUGAAGGACAAUAGAGAUGUGAUGUAGCAUGAUCCAGAGAAGAUAGCUCAAAUUUUUGUGGAGUAUUAUCAGGGGCUUUUGGGACAAAAAGACAGAGGUAGGACAAAAAUGUUUCAUAGUUUUAUCAACAAUGGUAAGAAACUCUCCGUAGAGAAGCAAAUGGACCUGAUGAAGCCAUAUAGUAAUAAGGAUGUGAAGCAAGCUAUGUUUAGUAUCAAUGGAAACAAGAGCCCAGGCCCUGAUGGGUAUAAUAAUGAUGUGACUAAGGCAAUUCUGGAGUUUUUAAGAAAUGGAUAGUUGCUAAAUUAGAUAAAUUCAACCAUGAUAGCCUUGAUCCCUAAAGUGGAGAAUCCCCAACUAGCUAGUCAAUUUAGGCCAAUCUCCUGUUGUAAUGUACUGUACAAGUGCAUUUCUAAAAUCAUAUGUGUUAGACUGAGAAAAGCUUUGACUAUGUUGGUUGCUGAAAAUCAAGCUGCAUUUGUAGAAGGGAGGUCCUUAGUGCAUAAUUUGCUUAUAUGUCAUGACUUGUUGAGGCAUUACAACAGGAAGACAACACCUAGGUGCCUUAUGAAGAUUGAUUUAAGGAAAGCAUAUGAUAUGGUGAGAUGGGAAUUUGUAGAAGAAGUAUUGUUCGGUUAUGGAUUUCCAGUGCCUUUUAUUCAAUUGGUUAUGUGUUGUGUCACAAUAACAAAGUUCUUUGUGAAAGUGAAUGGAGAAAGAUAUAGGUAUUUUGAAGGGAAGAGGGGGUUGAAGCAAGGAGAUCCAAUAUCUCCUUUGCUAUUUGUGCUAGUUAUGGAAUAUCUCACCAGAGCUUUAAAUAAAAUGAGUGAACUACAUGAUUUCAAGUUCCACCCUAUGUGUAAGGGCCUUAAACUGACACACUUGAUUUUUGCAGAUGAUUUAAUGAUCUUCUGUAAGGGGGAAAUUCAGUCUAUAAAGAGAGUCAUGGAAGUUUUGAGUCAUUUCAGCAAUGUUACUGGAUUACAGGCAAAUAUGGAUAAGACUAACAUCUUCUUGG